Molecule: messenger RNA, 671 nt
Organism: Rhinopithecus roxellana (golden snub-nosed monkey)
Lineage: Eukaryota; Metazoa; Chordata; Mammalia; Primates; Cercopithecidae
Exons: 5
Coding region: 25-462 (145 amino acids)
Source: RefSeq, a predicted model, not a curated record
CAACCUGGUUUACCAAACUUUGAGAUGACUUAUGAAAAGGACCCCUUUGGAUUAAAAUUUAAAUCACAACCCUUAAGUACAGUAUAUGGGUACCAGUUACCGAAAGAUGAUAAACAGAAGAAUACUACAAAAAGAUUUAUCACCCACAAGCAUCGUGAAUGCACCUGGGAUUCAAAACUAAUUUUGACAAAAGCCCCAUGGCCUGUUAGAUCUGCUUCAUAUACAAGACAUAGAAGGCAACGUGAUGCGUACAGUGCAUUUAUGGAUCGUGUGGAAGAAAAGUUUACAAAGAUAUGCAAGAGCAGCUCCGGGAUCUGGGGAAGAGAAUGUUGCCUCUUGUUUCUCUCUUUCUGCACCUGUCUCAAUCACACUCCAUUGUUUCUUGGUCUGCCUUUUAUCUCCAAGGUGUUGGUGUCUAGAGGAGAAAUGGAAGAAACAGGGGCAAAAAGCCCAGAUAGCUGAAGGAACCAAAACAGCAUAGGGCUUCCUGAACUCUGGCCUGAAUGUUCAUCUCCCGUGCAUUUCCCAGUGAGAACAUUGAUGAAUUCUGGCACCUUCCUGGAUUCUACGGAAAUCUGCACUCUCCCACAGGCUUGAGAAAGUGCUAAAACAACAAAUGAAAGUUGCAUAAUUUGAAAUUCCCUUGUUACUGCAUGGAUCAGAAUCCAAUC